AUGAAAUGUAGCGGAAAAGUGGGCUACUUUUUGAAUUUGAAAAAAGAAUAUGGAGACAGAGCUGAAGCGCUGAUGAAAAAAUUAGAGGAAGGAAAAGCAAUCCAAGCUGCAUUUAUAAAUGAUUUCAUAAAAAUAGAUUAUAUUAAUAUACUCAAAGUUUUAUUGUAUAUGAUAAAAGAUAAAAAAGUGAAAACGAGUUUUGGUGGUUUAUUUGUCGAUGAAAAAUAUGCUAAUUUAUUAACCUAUUCUGAUACUUCACAAAAUAAUAAUAAUAAUAUAUCAUACGAAAUAAUAACUCGAAAUAAUUGCAAACAUAACGAAAAUUCUAACUCUAUAAAGUUUUCUUCUCAAUUGGACUGUAACGUCAUUGUGGAAUAUAAUACCAGCAAGGAUAAUGCAAAAAAUGGCUUAUAUGAAAAAACUGAAUCAAAUCUGGAUUAUAAAAAAAUAACAAUAAGUAGAUCAGAGCUACUAAAUAUAGAUGGUAUUAUAAAAUAUGACGGAAUGAUUGAAAAUGUAGAGAAACUAGCAUAUUAUUUAAACCCGUGUUCUUUUUUGUCUGCUUAUUUUUUAGACGUAAAAAAAAAUGAAAACGUAUUAGAUAUGUGUGCAUCCCCAGGGGGAAAAUCUCUUAUUAUUGCAAAUAAAUUAUUUGGUUUUGAUAUUUCGCCUUUAGAUCGAAUUAAUAGCAUCGAUAUUCUAAACGAUAAAUAUAUUGAAAUAAAUUGUUGUAUGAAUGUUUUAAAUUAUUAUAAAGUAAAUAUGAAAGGAUGCCUUGUUGUUAACGAAUAUAAUAAAGGAAGAUAUGAAAGACUAAAACAAGUAUUGUAUAAGCAUUUACCAAAUGAUUUAAUAAAAUCGGGUAAUUUACAUAUAACUAACUAUAAUGGGCUUCAGUUAAAUUCAUUUAUCAGAUUUCAAAAAUUUCAUAAAAUAUUAUUGGAUGUUCCAUGUUCUACUGAUGAACAUUUAAUAAAAAAAGGGACAAAUGAUAUAAAUAAAUGGACUUUUAAUUCUAUUAAAAAUAAUUCUAAUAUUCAAUAUGAUUUACUUGUCAAUUCAUUUUAUUUGCUUCAUAAAAAUGGAGUUAUAAUUUAUUCGACAUGUGCAUUAUCUCACUAUGAAAAUGAUUAUAAUAUUGAAAAAUUUAUUAAAAAAUUUAAAAAGGAAGUUCAAAUUUUAGAUUUUUUAGAGGAUGAAUACGAACGAGUUUACAAAGAGGAAAUAAUGCAUAACCACCCCAUUGAAAAUGAUAGUCACAUAUCUUGCCAUUGUAAAAUGGGAACACCUGAAUCCUGUACAUAUCAUAACAAUCCUAAUGUUUCCUGCACAAAUGCAAAGAACUUUUCUGAAUUUAAAAAAAAUACAAGCUUUUUAAAAUUUUUCGAAAAAACAAAAUAUGGUUAUAUUUCCCUUCCAGAUAAAUCCCCUUUUGGAAUUUUAUACAUUUGCAAAAUUAAAAAAAUAUAA
Molecule: messenger RNA, 1470 nt
Organism: Plasmodium berghei ANKA
Lineage: Eukaryota; Apicomplexa; Aconoidasida; Haemosporida; Plasmodiidae
Product: conserved Plasmodium protein, unknown function
Exons: 1
Coding region: 1-1470 (489 amino acids)
Biological process (GO): rRNA methylation
Cellular component (GO): mitochondrial large ribosomal subunit
Molecular function (GO): methyltransferase activity
Source: RefSeq, a predicted model, not a curated record